Doryrhamphus excisus (bluestripe pipefish) is the source of this 2196-nucleotide messenger RNA. It is a transcript of the gene wdr77, whose product is annotated as WD repeat domain 77. Gene Ontology annotation, cellular component: methylosome. Lineage: Eukaryota; Metazoa; Chordata; Actinopteri; Syngnathiformes; Syngnathidae. The record is from RefSeq and is a predicted model, not a curated record. Gene Ontology annotation, biological process: oocyte axis specification. Gene Ontology annotation, molecular function: protein binding.
AUGAAUUGACCAGAAGAUGGCAGUAUUGCGACACCAACGAAGAAGAAAAAGGAGGCGGCGAGGCGGAAGAAAACCAUAGAAGAAGAUCACGCGGUGUCCACUGUCCUCGUGUGUCGCUAUUAACUUGGUUCAUUUUAACGAGACAGCAGCUCCGUGGUUGUGUAUUCUUUUAUGGCAAAACAGUUGUCAUUGUAGGCUUUUUGCAAGGAAUUGGAAUUGUUAAUUCAGCAAAAAUAGUUAGGAACCGCCUAGCGGAGCCAAGUCGAGGUGCGUGGAGACCACCAUGAUCAAGGAGAAUCGUUGGAAUAUACCCCCCAAUGCUCCCGCAUGCAUGGAGAAGCAUCUGUGCGCGGCGCAGUACCGAGCAGAUGGCACCUUGUUGCUGGGUUCCUCCAGCCUGACUGGCAGGAGCUGGCAGGGCUCGGUGUGGAUCUACAGCAACCCCGAGCAGGCCCCUAACGAGGGCUUCUGCAAAGCCGGCGUGCAGACGGAGGCCGGGGUCACGGACGUCAAGUGGGUGUCCGAAAAGGGCGUUUUGGUGGCAUCAGAUGCGGGCGCCUUGGAGCUGUGGGAGCUGUCGGAGGACGAGCGCCUCCUGGUGAACCGCUUCACCAAGCACGAGCAUGAUCAUAUCGUCAGCACGGUGAGCCCCACGGCGGCGGCCAACAGCGUCGUCACCGGGAGCAUGGACUGCAGAAUCAAAGUGUGGGAUCUCAGCCAAGAGACGGUUGUCACCACAUACAGCGCGCACACCCAAGCGGUAACGUGUGUGGCCUGCAGUCCUACAGAGGAAUCGCUCUUCAUGUCCUGCGGUCAGGAUGGUCGAGUACUAAUGUGGGACGUGCGCAAGCCCAAUAAACCAGCUACCAGACUAGAGGCUCCCGGCAGCGUGCCCACCACAGCAUCCUGGCACCCCCACCACAGAAGCACCAUUGCUUUCGGUGACGAGCUGGGCAAAGUGACCGUGGAGGAUUUCCUGUCGACGGAGCCGCCUCGUGUGGAGAGCGUGCACCGGCGAGGAGUUACCGCGCUGGCCUUUUCCACGCACGGCGCUCCCUUGCUGGCCUCCAUCAGCGAGGAUUGUUCCCUCGCCGUUUUGAACUCGGACCUACAGGAAAUAUUUCGAGAUGGGCGCCACCAGGACUUUGUCAAGGGCGUGUGCUGGCUUCAUGGUGGCUCCAAUAAGCUCACUACGGUGGGCUGGGAUCACCUCGUGCUGCACCACACAGUGGAUCCACCAGAGGGCGCUCCAGGCUCAUGUUAACGCAACACUUGAUUUGUUCCACAGGGUUUCUCUAGAUCAGGGGUGGGCAAACUACGGCCCGGGGGCCACAUCCGGCCCGCCAAGUGUUUGAAUACGGCCCGCCCAAUCUUUCAAAAGUAUUUAAUUUAAACUCAACAUACAACCUGGCAUCAUGGCCUAAGCCAACCUUUUGAUGGUUGUAUCAAUUUCGUUGUUUGACAUGGUCUGUUGUUUACAAAGUGCUCCUGAAAAAAGAGACACAAGCACAUAAUAACAAUAAAAAUUAAAAUAAUAAUUAUUAUAUUAUUAUCAUAACUAUUAUGAUUAUAUUUAUUAUAUUAAUGCUAAUUAUUAUAUUAAUUUUAUAUAAUAAUAUUGUUAUAUUUGCAUAUUUUACAUAAUAAUAAUAUAAUAAUUAUUUUAUUUUAAUUAUUAUAUUUUAUUAUUUUUAAAAUAUUUAAAUAUAUAUAAAAUAAUAAAUAGCAGAUUGCAUGACAAUUUAACAGAUAAUUUUACAAUAAUACCAGGCGGACUGUUACGUGUAAAAUAUAUAGUCUGCCCCCCCCCUCUGGUUAUAUCAAUGCGGCCCACGAGUCAAAAAGUUUGCCCACCCCUGCUCUAAAUCGUUACCAAAUCAGAGCGCAAACCAGUAGAUUGAAUUUUUCAAAAUUAAUGUCCUUGGAAUAUUUCCCCCUGUAUGUAGUCAAUCUAUGUAAGACUUGAACUGGAAUACCAACUUUUGAGAAGCACGUGAUGAACGUUUAAGACAGCAGUUGUCCAGUUUCUUACCUGCUCCAGCUACGUUUGGACGUCUCUUGCGACGUAAAAAAGCAUUUUUUUCCCUGGAGUUACGGCUACUGUGUAUUUAUUUUUUUGCUCACCCGGCCUCGGUCUCACACCAAAACACCUUUUAUUUUUUUAUAGCUCAAAUAAAGGAUUUUUUUCCACAGCAA